This is a messenger RNA of Coturnix japonica (Japanese quail), 358 nucleotides long. The record is from RefSeq and is a predicted model, not a curated record. Lineage: Eukaryota; Metazoa; Chordata; Aves; Galliformes; Phasianidae.
GUUCCCGGAAGUAGUUCGUUCUCAAUCACCGGUGACCCGGAAGAACAUCGACGGGGCGGGGCAGAAGCGGCAAGAUGGCGGCGGAGGUUCCUCAGCAGCAGCCGGAGCCGCUCGGCCCCGAUGCGGACGGAGUGAACUGUUUAGCUUACGACGAAGCCAUCAUGGCGCAGCAGGACCGCAUCCAGCAGGAGAUCGCGGUGCAGAACCCGCUGGUGUCGGAGCGCCUGGAGCUGGCCGUGCUCUAUAAGGAAUACGCACAGGACGACCACAUCUACCAGCAGAAGAUCAAGGUGGGCACCAGUAUGGACCAGUAUAGACCAGUAUAGACCAGUAUAGACCAGUAUGGACCAGUAUGGAC